AUGCCUUAUGCCGUCCCCGCUCAGCACAGUCCCCCCUCGACGACCGUCACGACCACUUCACCGCGCACAGCCCACCGCCGCACCCGUUCGGCGGGCAACUUUUCUGACGAACGCGGUCCCGGAGCCUUUACCUCCCUCGGCACGCUCCCCCGCUCCCACAAAAAAGCCGUCUUCCACAUCGACCUCAACGACGACGACUCCCCUCCGGAGGAUUCUGUCCGCAACCAUGCUCCCCCUCCCCGCCCAGCUUCCUCUCACAGCCCCUCUUACACCCACUCCCCGACAAACUCACUCCGCUUGUCCAUGAACUCUGGCAAGUUUUCUCCGUCCAUCAACCCUCCUCCGCACAUCGAUAUUCCUCCGUUUUCCCCUGCCUCCGUGCCCUUCCCCACCACGUCGCCUCUCUCGCCCACCGACUCUGCCUCUCCGUUUUUCGCCUCUCGUGCCGGUUCAUCCCGCCCGUCCUCGCUUACCAUCUCCAUCCCUCGCACCCCCAGUACCCCCAUCAUCCUCUCCAAUGGCAAGCCCCUCAAACCAUCACUCAAGUCCUCCAACUCGUCCCCCAACAUCCCCGAUGCCCUUACCCGCGCGGGCACAAAACAUCUCCGCGCGCAAUCUGCCCCCAGCACCCCAGCAGGCCCCAAGAACGUCCACUUUGCCGAGAAGGACCAGGGCCUCGAGACCGUCCGCGUCUUCAGCCGCUCUGGCAAGCCCGCCAGUCUUUCGAAGCCCCCAGGAGACGAGACCGAGACCGAGACGGAGGUAGAAGUCAACGGCAACGCGCUCGGCCUCGCAGGCCAGAACGCGUAUCCGUUCCCGAGCCUUACAGCGUCCGCAGCCGGUGAGCUGCCGCUUUACGAGAUCGACGCGAGCCCGGAGCGCACGAGUUCCGUGCCUGUAUCCAACCCGUCCCCCUACGCCAACGUGCACCUCGAGACGCUCGCUCUGCCGCGGACGCGCCCGCCUGCGCUGCGCGGGACGGUCCUCGUGCGGAACAUCGCGUUCGAGAAGCGCGUCGCCGUGCGCUUCACCCUGGAUGAGUGGCAGACCACGAGCGAGGUGUCGUGCCGGCAUGUGGUGAGCCUCCCGAGUCUGCCGCCGCCGUUCCCGCACGCGAAGACGGUGGGUGACCUGGCGGGGAGCAUCGCGAAUGGGGAAGGUGCGGCGAAGGAGGAAGAGGGAAGGCCGAGCUGGGACCGAUUCAGCUUCACGAUCCGCCUCGAGGACUAUGAGCACAAGCUCGCGGAGCGCACGCUGUUCAUGGUCGUGCGCUACUCACCCGGAACUGGCGGUGAGUGGUGGGACAACAACGGCGGGAGCAACUUCCGCGUUGGGUUCCGCCGCGCGCCGGCCUCGCCCAAGGGACAUUCGCUUAACAUGGCUGGUAUGGGGAUGGGGAUGGGCGUGGGUUUUGGGCAUUCGCAGCAGCGGACGUUUAGCGCGCCGAGCACGCUGAAGACGACGCCCAUGACUGCCACCGUCGUUGGUGACCGCGUUGAUGUUACCGGCGCAGAGGCUGCGGCAGUAGCAUCUGCUGCUGUGGAGGCGGAUAAGGAAAAGACGAAGAACCGAGUGUAUGCAGCCCCCCUGCUCCGUUCGUUUUCGUCGCCGCUCCCGUCCUCUCCCCCUACUGCGUCGACAUCGGGCUCGAGGUAUUCGAGUGGCAGGACCGAGAGCUCGAGCCUCCCGACGAGCCCUGCGCAGGCCUUCAUCUCGAAACGGCUCAGCUUGUCGAACUAUGUCGCCCCGGGUAUGGUCAACUCGUCUUCGAUGAUGACCCCUCCAACGACACCGCCGAACGGAGGAAGCGGGCGAUCGAGGAGCUCGAGCUUGCCGGGUGGAGCGGGGAUGAGCUCUGAUGCAUCUGGAGAGUCGUCCGUCUCGCCGGACGCGCUGGGUGACAAGGAAGUUGAGCAAGUGGCUGAGGAAGGGCACGACGAUGAGAGUUACGAAAGAGAGGACGCAUACAAGGGCUCCGACGGAGCUUCCUUCCCCGGUUCGUAUAUUUCCCCGCCUGCUGCGACCAUCAGCGGGCAGCCGGCGGCGGGUUCUCUCGCAUCGUCGCAAGCGCUGGAGCCGCUCGACUUCAAGCUGCCGUGGGCGGGCAUGAGUGGGUUCGGCGCAGACAUGGGGCUCGGGUUCGAGCUCCCCAGCGCGGCGCAGGAACAGCUUUUGAGUCCCCCGAGCUCCCCUGUGGGUUCUCAGCAAGCUCUCGACAGCGGUGACAGGAGGAACGGAAGCGAAGGCCAGGAUGACGGUGAUGCCCAGCGCCGCCUCGCAGAGUCCUCUCACUCGUCGUCGUCAUCGUCUAUCGCAUCCGCGGACGGUAUGUCGUACUCUGUGGGCACGAGCGGAAGCCCUGGGGCGUCGUUCCGCGAACGCGACUCCAACUAUGCGGCGCUCAUCCGCCAGUGGUGUUUCUCGGGCUCGCCAUCGGGGUCGUCUGUGGGAUCUUCUUCUGCUGUGACGGGGGCGCCGUUUGCGGGUGGCGUCCCAGCUGCGUUCAGUGCUAGUCCGCCGGGAAAAGCUGCGCGGGCGUAUGGCCCGGCUGGCUAUGGGUUCCCGGGGUUUGGGUUUGGGAUGGUUGACGCGGGGAUGGUUGGAGACAAGGCCGUUCGUGCUCUGUCGCAUUCUCCAUCAUGCCGUCGCGGCGCAUCGUCGACCGUCGUGUUCAGUCUCGUUUCGUUUCUCAUCAUCACCAUGGACUCGACCUAUCUAUUGCUAUCUGCCGCCAUCUGUUCACCCUCCAAGACCGACACCACCGUCUCAGAAUCUGCGGUAUACCCCAUCCUCGCUCUCGGUUGA
Messenger RNA from Fibroporia radiculosa, 2805 nucleotides. RefSeq lists its product as uncharacterized. The record is from RefSeq and is a predicted model, not a curated record. Gene Ontology annotation, molecular function: protein phosphatase 1 binding; glycogen binding. The transcript has 3 exons. Bases 1 to 2805 code for a protein of 934 amino acids. Gene Ontology annotation, cellular component: protein phosphatase type 1 complex. Lineage: Eukaryota; Fungi; Basidiomycota; Agaricomycetes; Polyporales; Fibroporiaceae. Gene Ontology annotation, biological process: regulation of glycogen biosynthetic process.